Messenger RNA from Thrips palmi, 1467 nucleotides. RefSeq lists its product as uncharacterized. The record is from RefSeq and is a predicted model, not a curated record. Lineage: Eukaryota; Metazoa; Arthropoda; Insecta; Thysanoptera; Thripidae. Bases 30 to 1418 code for a protein of 462 amino acids. Gene Ontology annotation, molecular function: zinc ion binding; ubiquitin-protein transferase activity. Gene Ontology annotation, biological process: protein ubiquitination. The transcript is spliced from 4 exons.
CAUGCUGGCCGUGGCGCGCGUGGCCCGGCAUGGACCAUCGGGCUGACCCGCCCCCCGAAGAACGCGAAGCACGAGAAGCACCCGACGGCCGAGGGGGGUCCACGGCAGCGCCGAGCUGUGACGCCCAGGAGCAGCCCGAUGACGACGACGGCCUGCGCCAACGCACCACGCCCAGGUGCCCAGGUGGGACGCAGCGGGCAGGGCGGCAGGGCCGAGCGUUCGGCGCCGUGCGUCCGUUUCGCGGAGUAACAAGUUUAACUGUGGUCCCUACUCCUACGAGGCGCAGCCUGUCCGCUUGGUCGGACUCGGAGGUCGCGGAGGAGCAGUUCGAAGAGGACCAGGACCAGCUUGGCGGUAAGGGGACUUUCCUGGCUGCUUGCAGCGCGCUGCGCCAGCCUCGUCAUCCGCCAGUCUUCCCGCCACGCUCUGCUCCAGGCCUUCCUGCCUACGACGACGUCCUCGACCUCAUCAUCCUCGACCUGGACGACGACGACCUGGGCGAUGACGACGUGCCCGCCGCCCCGCAACCGACCUCCCCGACCUGGUCUCUCGCGGUGAUGCCGACCUCGGCAGAAAGCAGGCCGCCCGCCCUACCCGCCGCCACGGCCGCCACGGCCGCCACGGCGGACAGCGGCCCGUCCGCACCUUCGCGCCCCGCCAACGACACCAGCGAGUACUACACGGGCCUCGGGAAGCGCCUGGAGCAGUUCGCGCCGCUGGCAGUCCCCAUGGACCCGCUGGACCCCGAGAACCAGGGCCGCAUCCGGGAGAGGCUGGCCGUCAUCGAACGCUUCCGCGCCCAGAACGCCGCCAACGCCGCCAACGCCGCCAACGCCGAGGCCGCGGCCCUGGCGAGGCAAGACAGCGGCACCCCCAUCUGCCGCAUCUGCCGCGACACCUACCCCUACGGCGCCACCGAGGCCGAGGUCGAGGACGCAGACGCAGUGCCGGGGGCUGGAGGCGCUGGGUCCCUGGUGUCGCCCUGCGAGUGCCGCGGCACCGUGGCCCGCGUGCACAUGACCUGCCUGGAGCGCUGGCUGGCCGAGAGCGAUUCCUCUUGCUGCGAGCUGUGCGGCCAUCAGUACACCACCAUUCGCACGCCCAGCUACAGCGUGCUCGCCUCUAUCCCUGCAUGGGUGAUUCACACCGGGAGCGUGGAUUUGCUCUUCGACAUAGUGGCAUUCAUCAUCUUCACGCCAGUGACGCUCUUCGGGACCCAUCUGCUUGGAGUCAAUGCAGACGACGCGCCUUACUUUCAGGUUUCCAUCAUGGCUGCGCUUGACUUGGUGUACUCGGCGUGGCUCGCCAUGCGGCUGCACUACCAUGCCAAUCGCUGGUAUUCAUGGUGGCGCCGGAAGUCAACGGUAAAAGUUAUAUUGGACAGGGAAGAAAAGAAGAAUCGACAAACAGAUUCUUAGUAUAGCUUUAUUACACUAUUCAACCCAAAAUACAUUUCCAAAUAUAAAA